Molecule: messenger RNA, 7362 nt
Organism: Trichomycterus rosablanca
Lineage: Eukaryota; Metazoa; Chordata; Actinopteri; Siluriformes; Trichomycteridae
Gene: gna11b
Product: guanine nucleotide binding protein (G protein), alpha 11b (Gq class)
Exons: 7
Coding region: 303-1382 (359 amino acids)
Biological process (GO): action potential; phospholipase C-activating dopamine receptor signaling pathway; adenylate cyclase-modulating G protein-coupled receptor signaling pathway
Cellular component (GO): heterotrimeric G-protein complex
Molecular function (GO): guanyl nucleotide binding; GTPase activity; G-protein beta/gamma-subunit complex binding
Source: RefSeq, a predicted model, not a curated record
CGCCUCCGCUUUCCCCCGCCCCUCUCCGGUUAUUCCUGCACUCUUCUGACUGGGAUCCGCAGCCGGGUGAACGCCGACAGCUUUUCGGUAAGGGGACUAACUCGACAGCGAGGCCCCCCGGCCCCUUCCUCCUCCUCCUUUUCCCCCCUUGCUCCCUUUCACAUUCCCCUGUUUAUUUGGGUUGAGUGUUUUUCUUGUCUCCUUAUCCCGGGAUUUGUGGAGGAUCUUGUGAGCCCCGCUCGGUGGCGGCUUGGAGUCGGGUCGGGACGAGGCCGCACCGCGGGCUGCUGAGCACAGGGGGGAUGACUUUAGAGUCGAUGAUGGCUUGCUGCCUGAGCGAAGAGGCGAAGGAGUCGAAGCGGAUCAACGCCGAGAUCGAUAAGCAGCUGCGCCGGGACAAGCGAGAUUCCAGGCGGGAACUGAAGCUGCUGCUGCUCGGUACAGGAGAGAGCGGCAAGAGCACAUUCAUCAAACAGAUGCGCAUCAUUCAUGGCAGUGGCUACACAGACGAGGACAAGCGCGGCUUCACCAAGCUGGUGUACCAGAACAUCUUCACGUCUAUGCAGUCCAUGAUCCGUGCCUGCGAGAACCUCAAAAUCGGCUACAAGUACGAGCAGAACAAGGCUCACGCCAUGCUGGUGAAAGAGGUGGACAUCGAGAAGGUGUCGUCCUUCGAUCAUCCCUACAUUGGCGCUAUUAAGGUGCUGUGGUCGGAUCCAGGCAUCCAGGAGGCUUACGACCGCCGCAGGGAGUACCAGCUUUCUGACUCCACUAAAUACUAUCUGUCCGAUCUGGAUCGUAUCGCCGAAACGUCUUAUCUACCCACCCAGCAGGAUGUGCUCAGGGUUCGAAUCCCCACCACAGGGAUCAUCGAGUACCCUUUCGACUUGCAAAGCAUCAUUUUCAGGAUGGUGGAUGUGGGUGGGCAGAGGUCCGAGCGCAGGAAGUGGAUCCACUGUUUCGAGAAUGUGACGUCCAUUAUGUUCCUGGUGGCGCUGAGCGAGUACGACCAGGUGCUGGUAGAGUCCGACAACGAGAACCGUAUGGAGGAGAGUAAAGCUCUCUUUAGGACGAUAAUCACAUAUCCCUGGUUCCAAAACUCCUCAGUCAUCCUCUUCCUCAACAAGAAGGAUCUGCUGGAGGAGAAGAUCACCUACUCCCACCUGGUCGACUACUUCCCUGAGUUUGAUGGGCCGCAGCGGGACGCUCAGGCGGCGAGGGAGUUCAUCCUCAAAAUGUUUGUGGAUCUGAACCCAGACAGCGACAAAAUCAUCUACUCACACUUCACCUGCGCCACAGACACGGAGAACAUCCGCUUCGUCUUCGCCGCCGUCAAAGACACCAUUCUGCAGCUCAACCUCAAAGAGUACAACCUGGUGUAGUUCACCAUCUCCGAGAUCUAUUUGCUCAAUUCAGCACAGAACAGGCACCCACACACACACACACACACACACACACUUAUACUCACAUUUACACACACACACACACACACACACACACACACACACACACACACACACCCCACACCCCACCACUCACCUUCACUGUAAUCCAGCUUCUUGAUUUUUCACCCUGUUUUAUCCAGCUGGGUGAGGGUGGUGGGGACGUUCCUGCUUUAGUGUGCGUCCACUUUUUCUUGUCGGCAGCUCGUGUCAAACUGAUGCCUCCAUCCCUCAAUCAAAGUUGAGCGUCUGAAUUUCGGUUGGGUUCUGGACUCAGACUUUUGUGUUUGAUCCUCAUCUUUUAUUUUGGAAACGUUAAGGAACCGAUCAGGCUGGAUGCACACGGAAAUGCAAAAGAUACCAAAAUACGCCGGCAUGGAAACUGGAAGAGACGUCCCGUCACUCUUUCUUCUGCUUCUUAUAUCCAAAUAAAUCCAUGUUUGUUCUGUCUGGAUGGACGAGAUGUUUGGUUUAAAAAAUCGGCAGAAUUUCAAGUUACCUGUUUCCACCCAGACACACCCAGAGCGCUGCGGUGUCAGAAGUUCACAACGGAUCCUUUAAAUCCAGAACGCUUCUAGUGGUUUCAGGAUUGCAGAAGAUUUUCCAGUGGGUUCCAGUGCUUCAGAGAACCUUUCUCUUAGAGCUGAGCAUCGUGUUGAUGAAUGUAGACUUAGCAUAUGCAUUGCAAUCGCAAAAAAAGAAAAUCAGCAAAAAAACAAAACAGGAAAAUGAUUGAACACAGAAUAUGGAUGCAUAUACGAGGGCAAGGUGAUACAAAUCAGUGGAUACAUUGAUCAGAUGAUCGUUUUAAUUUUUAUUCAUAAUGGUAGGUAUAUAAACUAUAGCUGUUUACUGUAAUCGAAUGAAUUAUAACAGAGUGAAUCACUAAUGGGUUAAAAAAUGAAAAAGGUGUCUGCAGAUUAUAGCCUAAUUCUGACGGGAUUAGUUUUUCAUGGGGACCUGCAGUAAUUCUCUGCCCCCUCCUGUGAUAAAGCAUGUGUUCCACCUUUGAUUCAGAUUUUGAAUAGCAAAAAUCAGCAAACUUUAUAUAUAUUUUAAAAGAGUGGGUUUAGUUUAUGCUAAAAAUAUAGGGUAGUAAUAGAAGUAAGAAAUGUAAAAGUAAAGGAAUGCAAAUCCCAUAUUAGUGCUUUGAGUGUCGGGUAAUUGUGACACUGAUCUAAUCACAGUGAUCGUUAUGGUAAAGCCCAGUGUGAACACUUCACUACAACCUCAGUGCAUUUGCACUUUAUGCAACUGGACGGCACAUUGGCUCGGUGGGUAGCACCGUCGCCUCACAGCAAGAAGGUCCUGGGUUCGAUCCCCAGGUGGAGUGGUCCAGGUCCUUUCUGUGUGGAGUUUGCAUGUUCUCCCCAUGUCUGUGUGGGUUUCCCCCGGGAGCUCCAGUUUCCUCCCACAGUCCAAAGAGUUGCAAGUGAGGUGAAUUGGAGAUACAAAAUUGUCCAUGACCAGUGGAGCGAAGCAGCACCGGCACUAGAAACUUGCUGUCUUGCAUGUAUUUAAUGACCAUGUAAAUGCAGGAUUUCCUCCACAGAGCAGAAACUAAUCCUGUCUGAAUAAGGCUGCUGAUGCUUUAUUUUUUGCAGAUUUCUACACCAUUUUUUUUUUUGCUUUCUUUUGGAUUUUCUUUUCCACAGCUACAGCUAUCUCUAGCUUUGCCUCCGUUUCUGUUCAGCAUCUAUUACUACUUAAGUUCAGAUGUAACAGUAACAUGCGCUCCUGCUGGUACUGUACUCCCCAAGUUUACCAGGAGUACACUUCCGGCCCGGAUCUGUCUCCAGAGGCCCGUAUGCGCACACUUCUUUAUUUGUUUACGCCUUUUUAAAUGCAUAUACAACUUGGAUAAUAAUAAGUGGUUGUGGAGACAGAUUUAAGUUUAGCUUCAUUUGCGGUUGGGAGCUAUUUUAAGUGAAGGGUGCAGGAAGUUCAUUGAUUCUGUAUAUUUAUAUUUGUAAAUACGUAUACACCUUAUUGCUUAUGUAAAAAAAGUCUGUGGUACAGUAUCUUUGGCAAAAAGGAAAAAAAUUCACUUCGUAAUUGUGUACGGUUCCGGUUGGUUUUCUUAUGAAUUACAAUAUUAUUGAUACUGUGAUUUAUUUUUUUGUUUGUUUUCUUUAUUAUAAUUACAGAUGAAAUAUGCGUAGCUGUACAUGUCAGUGACAAUACGUGGUUAUGAGCAAUAGCAAAUUGAAAGCGCGUCGCUGCAGGGAAACAUCUGUCGUUUCUCUGUCGGGUUUGCCUGAAACCACAAGUACAGUCCCUCUUAUAGUGUGAAUGUUAUUUCUCUGAGUAUAAAAUGAGUAAAGGAUUAAAAGAGGAGAAAUCUAAUAAGUAAUUAAAAUAAAUGAUAGUUUAUUUAUCUAAUUUAUGGAGCAGAUUUAAAGUGGGGUCUUUUCUGCUGUAUAUUGAUGAAAUGAUCGGCUUUUAUUGUUUCCCCUCCUUUUCAAAACGGUAGUUGUCAUGAUUUUAGUACACGUCUAAUCAAACCACAUCAUAAUGAAGUGCUUUUUAGAAAAUUAGGAUACGAAAGCCUUUUAGAAUGGCUGCUCUGUCUAAGCUUAGGUACAUAGAAAUUGUUUUUGAUUAUUUAAUACAUGCAGUAAGAUCACCGUUGUGCAGUGAUGCACUGGUAAAAGUUACCUUCCAUUGUUUUUCCACCAAGGGCUAAUUAAAGAAACGCAUAAAAUCCUUACAGACCGGCCGCAGAAAAGACACGAGAGGGUCCUCGUUCAUUGUUCAAGAAUCAACAGUGCAGUUGGAUGAGCAUUCAAGGAUCGAUCACAUUUCUGGUCUCAUGAUUCGAUCUGAUUGGGUAAAAUUGUCCCAAAAAUAAAUGUUAUUGUCCAGAGCCAAAUGCUAAACUCACAGUUUCUGCAUUGUCCACAUUCUUUCUGUAUUAUUGUUGUAUAUUUGUGAGAAGUUUCAAUCCAUAGAUGAAAAUGGGAUAAAAAAUCCUCUGUAUUUGCAAUAUUGGAAUGACCGUUUCAGGAUGGCGACACUAUAAAUAUGUAUUUGAUUGUUAAAGUUUGAAAGCUAUUGAUGGUAACGGAUGUACAUGCUUGUCCUCUAAGGACUCUUAUGUUGUAUAACGGCCUGAUUAUUUUAUAUGCACUUUUUAAUCAUUUCUUGUUCUUCUCUUGCCACAAAGACGGUAAAUCCCUUCAGUCCCAAAUGAAGAGCAAGCCAGGCGUCGGUAGCUACGUGUAUCUGCUGCAAGCACGCGUAAUUAAUUACACAUAUCAGCUUGCCAUGCAUAGAGAAGUCUUCAAUUCUUCUUAGCUGUAUUAUUAUUUUGUGCAACGCAGAUGUACCCAGAGUUAUUAGGAAAAUUUCUACCUCUGUGAGAACUGACGAGUAGGGCAUUUUCAGUAUGUUAAAGCACAUGCGUCACUAAAUAGAGUGUAAUGUAAUGUAGAAAAGAUCAAGUAUCCAAACACGCAUUGUUUCUGCUUCUUUUUCAGUCAGUUCCUGUCAGCUGUUAGGAUUGAGAUGAAUCAGGUUGUUUUUGUGAUAUACUAACAAAAUAUGCCAGUGUGUUUAAACCUAAUCUUAAUCUACCCCACCUGUGAUGAGUCUUAAGUAUUAUGGGCAAAAAUUGUACAUUUCCCUGAAAGUAACAGACAACCUGCAGACUCAAAUUCACUUAUAAUGGACGUUUAAUAGCAGCUGAUGAGGCACAUUUAUGUUGAUAUUAUUAUUAUUUUGCUUAAAUAUUUUACAAUCAGCCAUUAGAGGUCAUAAUUGCAGCAGUUAUGAGGAAUCUCCUCCAGCAUUCCACCCUCAGACAAGCCAGGCAUUGUCCGUAUAGGCACCUGACAUGCAGGUAGCAGAGCUGAGAUUCAAACUCGGAAGUGCAACGAUGCAACCUUAACCCUGCUAUAGCUUACUAGCUCAGCACUGUCAGAUUUAUUUUAAUAUCUCCUGGUACUUUACGGGAGUCCCUGAUGCCAUGUAUCCUAACAAGGUUCCAAGGACAUUUGGAGAGGGGCAGAAGCAGACCCAAAAUAUCAUCUCCUCCAUAAUAGUAAACAGUAUGGACUGGGUUUUUGUGUAACUAUUAUUCUUUUGACUCCAAAUCCAUCAGAAAUAUUAUUAAAUAUGGUAAAAGCUAGCAGUCUUUAAAAACUAAAGUUUGUGGUUAGCCUUUUUUUUUUAUUUUAGCUUCUUCUAAUCUCCAACCAUAAUCAGUGGGGAAGAUUUCACCUUCCUUGCCACCUUACUUGCUGCCUAGGGGGCAAAAUACACCUGCGUCCUCGUCCAGGCAGAUUCGUUACAGCUCUGAUUUAUUAAACCUUUUUUUUUUUAUUGUUGCCUUAAAAGUGGAUGUUUUAUUUCACUUUUUAUAUGGCCAGUUUCUGAAGGUGACCACAUUUUAGUGUCGUUUUGUAUUUGGCCUGUUGCAUCCCAGUGCCAGUUACACCCCAGUAAAACAAGAAGUCAUGAAUUACCAUUUAAGAGUUUUAAUGCUUCUAUUUUAAGUGAAUUUGAGUAAAAAGGUUUGUCAGUAAUUGUCAAUUGUAGUUGCAUAUACAGUACAGAUGCUGUUAAGAGUAGGAAAAACACUGGGCUAUAUUUACAGUCCCUCACUUCUAGGGUUCUGAUUGGAUGGAAACAGACAUGAUUUGAGUUUACCACCCUUAAUGCAGUGUUGGCCACACGUUUCUUUGUUUAUAGUCAGAUUUUAUUCUAUUAUCUGCUCAGUAUCAGAGGACCUGGCCUGUAUUUUAGUCAUGUGGUAGUCAACUCACCGGUGGCUGAAGCGGAACUCAAGUUUACACAAGUUUCAGUAUCACAGAUCACAGCUGGUUAUGAUUGUUAGUCAUAGAAAUGAAAGUAUUUAAGCAAAUGAAUUUGAUAGCGGUACAUUGGAAAUAUUUGGCACUUUACAGAUUUGGAGCCAGUUAGGAGCAUUAAUGAUCUAGUCAGUAACAUUAAAUAGCGGGACUGCUACACAUCUGCAGGUUGCUAUACACUCUCAGAAAUGCAAGUAUGUCUUUUGUGCCCUUAGGUUGUACAUUUAAUCUAUUCUCAUGUAAAAUAUACAAACUAAAGGCACAAAAACUACCACAGUGGGUGUAGAUUCGCCUCCUUGGCCAUUCACUUCCUUGCUGCUGGUAAGAGAUGUGGAGGAAUACCAAGAGUGUAGUGUGGUCUACUGGAUGUGUUCAACUGGUCAGUGGUUACACUUAUUGGUGCAGGUUUGGCAGAGGUUGCCGAAGUGUCGUGGGGAAUUGAGUAUAUCAAAAUUAGGAAAGGGUUGAGUGGUUUUAUUUCUGAGAGUGUAUGUUCCCUCUGAAAUUAUUAUUAUUAUUUUAACACUAGGACCAUAUUUUUCUUUGGGGACUGAAUGAUGUGUAGUGAGAGGCAUGUAAAAUGAAUGACUCUUUCUGUUUGUUUCUAAGUAAACCAAAUGUAAAUGUUGUAUUAUAUUGUGUGCCAAUCCUCUGACGGAGACUGAUUUUAUAAAAGUGCCAAUCAUCGUCCAGAUCACACAAGGACUGAGAGAUGAUUCACGGUCCCCCUUUUAAAUCCAUACUGCGACACUAAUUGAGAGAGAAAACAAUGACUCUGUUCUGUAUUUAAGAAAAACUGCUGUUUUCUUGGUUUUUUUUAUUAAUAAUUGUGAUUUUGAAAUGCAUGUGCUCUGUGUUGGGGUUGGAAUUUACGGGCUAAGAAAAAUAUAUUAAUAUUAAAACCCUCAGGAUGAGGGAUCAUAUUGAAUAUUUACAGCAUUUUUGCCAUAUUUUCAUCUUUAUUUGUAUUGAUUCAUUUCAACCACCGUUGCCUGAACCUCAUUCAAACAUGGAAAAGAUUUUCAUAACCGCCUUCUAAAAAAACUUUAAAAUAAAAUAAAAAAUAAACUAUCUGUUUUAAAUUUAAAUAAAUUUGUUCCUAUACUUGC